AUGGAAGUUGCUGGCGAGCUGGUUCAGCGCUGGAGCAGUCUGAUCUGGGAUGCGUGGACUGAGCUUAGUCACGACCUCACCGUCAGCGAUGCUUGGCUUUUGUUAGUUCCCUGGGUCACUCUGAUGGACCAAACCCCGCCCCAUAAGAGGGCGAGAUAUGAUCCCUCUUCGCCAUGGAGCAUCCGAAGCGACGCUCUUUCCUUGCAUGCUUUCUCGCCCUUGACAGUCUGCUCAGAGGAUGAAGACGUGGCUGCCGGAGUUUCUUUUGGCCGGAAUCCAUGUGCAGAAGUCCUCCAGGCUUUGAUGCUUCUGUCAGGAGAUGGGCAACCCUGGCUGCGCGCAGAGCAGGUCCACAGGCACUUCUCCGCAGAAUCUCGAGCGCAGGUGGAUGAGGUUUUCUCUGCGCUGGCAAGUAUCGGAGCCGUUGACAGACACUGCGAUGGAUGUGUCCGCUUGUGCUCUGCACCAGCCGCUGCACCAGCCGCUGCUUCGAGUGACCUUGCGCCGGUGACAGCAUCUCGAUGGCAGAUGUUUAUCGCUCGAUCAAAGGCUGCACAGCAGGCAGCUGAUGCCGCAGACGCUGUGUCCAAUGUGUCGGACCCAGUGGAAGACGUGGAGGAGGAUGUUCCUUUAGAAGACGUGCGUGCCUCUGAGAAGGAGCAGGAGGUGCCAUCCUCUUCUUCAACGGCGCCACACUUGCGGCAAGGCUUCUGGGCAAAAGCUGCCAAGGGCACCCUUCGUGCUGCAAAAUGGGGCCGGUGUGGCCGCUGCUUGCAUCCACUGCGUUUUCACAUCUUCCAGGGUGGCAGAAAUCCAGGCAGGCCUGCGCUUGUUUGCUCGAAGUGGUUCACUGGAGGUUCUGCUGACGAGUCGAGAUGUUGGUUCCAAAAGCCUUUUCCUCGCGACCGGUUCGAUGAUCUGACAGCAUCCGAGAAGGAAUGGUGUAAAGACAUCCGUGUUCAGCUGUGGCUGAGCCAUCCGUGA
Molecule: messenger RNA, 984 nt
Organism: Symbiodinium sp. CCMP2592
Lineage: Eukaryota; Dinophyceae; Suessiales; Symbiodiniaceae
Source: the annotation of a GenBank genome assembly